Messenger RNA from Emiliania huxleyi CCMP1516, 333 nucleotides. RefSeq lists its product as hypothetical. The annotation marks the transcript as partial. The transcript is spliced from 3 exons. NCBI's taxonomy places the organism in Eukaryota, Haptophyta, Isochrysidales, Noelaerhabdaceae. Gene Ontology annotation, cellular component: nucleus. Gene Ontology annotation, biological process: protein dephosphorylation. Gene Ontology annotation, molecular function: protein tyrosine/serine/threonine phosphatase activity. The record is from RefSeq and is a predicted model, not a curated record.
CCUCGGCGCGACGUGUGGUAUCGCUGCCGGAAAUGCCGAACGCCGGUUUUUUCCGCUGCGAUGCUCGAGACGCACGAGGUGGGCAGGGGUCAGGCCGCGUUUCGGUACGGCAAGCGCGACGCGGCGCCCGAUGCCCGCGGCUGCACCUCGCACUUUUUGAAUCCCGAUGCCACCUCCACCCUCACGGAGAUUGAGGGCAAGAUCUGCUGCCCGAGGUGCUCGGCCAGGCUGGGUGGCUACCAUUGGGCGGGCAUGCAGUGCUCUUGCGGCGCGUGGAUCGCGCCCGCCAUACAGGUGGUCAAGAGCAAAGUAGACGAGAGCAUCGCCGCUCCC